CACUGGCUUGUUAAACAUACCACAGAUUGAGGGACGUCCACUAAUGAAACUCUGUCCCUCCCCCUCUUGCUCUUUACUUUCCUCACUCACAGUAUUUCCCUCAGUCUGCUGCUGCUUCAGCGUUCACAACCUCGAGUCCCAUUCAAGAUCCCCGAGAUCUCCCACUUGUGAGGAGCACAAGCGAGGCCAGCAAGUACAAAGAUGUCUGUCCCACUGUCUGUGCUGAUAUGUCUGUCGACGGUCCAGCUCUGCAUGGGAGAUCAGCUUGUGGAGGAAGUCAUCACAACAAAGAAAGUUCCUCUCCUGGGCGGCUGGUUCGAGAGGAAUCCAGAAUCAGCCGAGGUUCAGAAGGCAACUGAACAGGCUGUGAAGAUGUUCAACGCACGAUCCAAGAGCAAGCGUGUGUUCAAGCUGGUUUCCAUCACCGCUGCUCAGACUCAGGUGACCAACAUGAUCAACUUCAGGAUCGACGCCGUCUUGAGAAAAACCAAGUGUCUCAAGUCCGAAAACCCCGACUUGGAGAAUUGCAGUUUCGAUAAAAAGCAUCUGAAGUGCCUCUUCGAUGUGACCUUCAACCCACGCGACAACAAACACGAGCUGCAGAAUCACAAGUGCAAGAAAAUCAUCCCGGACAAAGUUGAACUUUUGGAUUGACUGAACAUUUUCACACUGUAGUUUAGCUCCAUAGCUUUGACUCCUUAACUCAAUAUAGUGUUGAUGAGUUAAGAGCUGGAUGGGUUGGUCUCAAUAAAGUUUGUUUUGAAGAGC
Hippoglossus stenolepis (Pacific halibut) is the source of this 768-nucleotide messenger RNA. RefSeq lists its product as uncharacterized. The record is from RefSeq and is a predicted model, not a curated record. NCBI's taxonomy places the organism in Eukaryota, Metazoa, Chordata, Actinopteri, Pleuronectiformes, Pleuronectidae. Gene Ontology annotation, molecular function: cysteine-type endopeptidase inhibitor activity. The coding region runs from base 202 to 654 and encodes 150 amino acids. The transcript has 5 exons.